AUGAUAUUAAUAUGUUGGAUUUUACUCCUUCGAGUUCUGCGUAAAUUAGGAUUCAUAACUUCUGCUGAAGAAUUCAACAUUGCAAAAAAUAUAAGCGAGAUACCUUUAGAGACCUUGUGUCGAACUAAAACACACUUUUCGCUCCCAAUUGAGCGGGUCGCCUAG
Molecule: messenger RNA, 165 nt
Organism: Meloidogyne enterolobii
Lineage: Eukaryota; Metazoa; Nematoda; Chromadorea; Rhabditida; Meloidogynidae
Source: the annotation of a GenBank genome assembly